Messenger RNA from Oryza sativa Japonica Group (Japanese rice), 1754 nucleotides. Its product is annotated as arogenate dehydratase 3. Gene Ontology annotation, cellular component: cytoplasm; chloroplast. Gene Ontology annotation, molecular function: prephenate dehydratase activity; arogenate dehydratase activity. NCBI's taxonomy places the organism in Eukaryota, Viridiplantae, Streptophyta, Magnoliopsida, Poales, Poaceae. The record is from RefSeq and is a predicted model, not a curated record. Gene Ontology annotation, biological process: L-phenylalanine biosynthetic process.
GCGUCUCGUUGAGGUGGAGGCAGUCCCUCACUCCAUCUUCUCGACAAACGCAACACCACCGAGAGACACAAAGCUUUAGCUUCCCUUCCCUUGCAGCUACAGGGAGGGAGGGAGGCCGCCCUUUCCCGCCACCCACCCCUCGCCGUCGCCGUCCGCCGGAUGAUGGAAACUCUGCCCGCGCCGCGCCCCACCCAGAUCCCCAGAUCCACGGCCAUCCGCCCGCCGUGCGCCACCCCCUUCUCCCGCGCCCACUGGCAGACCACCUGCGCCGCCAUCCUCGCCACCACCACUACCACCAACGCCAAAGCCUAUGGCGCCCCGCGGGUGAACGGCGACAGCAUCAAGCCCGCCCUCUCCGACCACGCCGCGCCGCCGCUCGACCUGGAUCUGCUCCCCGUCUCCAACCUCCCUCGCCCGCUCACCAUCACCGACCUCUCCCCCGCGCCCAUGCACGGCAGCCAGCUGCGCGUCGCUUACCAGGGUGUCCCGGGGGCAUACAGCGAGGCCGCCGCCGCCAAGGCCUACCCCUCCUGCGACGCCAUCCCCUGCGACCAGUUCGAGGUGGCCUUCCAGGCCGUCGAGCUCUGGAUCGCCGACCGCGCCGUCCUCCCCGUCGAGAACUCCCUCGGCGGCAGCAUCCACCGGAACUACGACCUCCUCCUCCGCCACCGCCUCCACAUCGUCGGCGAGGUCCAGCUCCCCGUCCACCACUGCCUCCUCGCGCUCCCGGGCGUCCGCAGGGACCUCCUCACCCGCGUCAUCUCCCACCCGCAGGCGCUCGCCCAGUGCGAGCUCACCCUCAACGCCAUGGGCCUCAACGUCGCCCGCGAGGCCUUCGACGACACCGCGGCCGCCGCCGAGCACGUCGCCGCCGCGGGGCUCCGCGACACCGCCGCCAUCGCGUCCUCCCGCGCCGCCGAGCUGUACGGGCUCCAGGUGCUCGCGGACGGCAUCCAGGACGACGCCGGGAACGUGACGCGGUUCGUGAUGCUGGCGCGGGAGCCCAUCAUCCCGCGAACGGACCGGCCAUUCAAGACGAGCAUCGUGUUCGCGCACGACAGGGAGGGCACGUCGGUGCUCUUCAAGGUGCUGUCGGCCUUCGCGUUCCGGGACAUCAGCCUCACCAAGAUCGAGAGCCGCCCACACCGCCACCGCCCCAUCCGGCUCGUCGACGACGCCAACGUGGGCACGGCCAAGCACUUCGAGUACAUGUUCUACAUCGACUUCCAGGCGUCCAUGGCGGAGGUCAGGGCGCAGAACGCGCUGUCGGAGAUACAGGAGUUCACCUCCUUCCUCCGGGUGCUCGGCAGCUACCCCAUGGACAUGACGCCCUGGGAGUAUUCCUCCUCCGGCCAAACCGCCGGCGACACCAGCAGCAGCUGAUUGAUCAACAAGACUGAUGCUGCUGCUGUUAUUGGUAGUUGAAUACAGUUAUCUCAAGAAAUGCUCAAAUUUUUGUUGGUUAAUUUGCUUCUUUCUUCUUCUUGUUUUCCUUUGAAAUUUUUGUGACCAAAAUUGGAGAGAGGGGAGGAAGACCUCCUAAUGUUUGAUUGCGGUCGCGGGUGCGGAUUUACAUCAUGAUGAUGUUCUCAGUAAGUCGAAUUUUACAUCUUGGAAUGGAAGAGCUGCCUAAAACAAUCAAAACAACCACCACAUUUCUGCUGUCCUGUGAUCUUGUCUGCUCACAAAUGUUUGGCUCUCUUGUUGCUGAGAAAAAAAAAAUGAAUGAAUUCACUGAUCGAUAUGGCAUGCCA